AUGACACGCAUAAAUAUACAUCUUCUGGUGGUAUUAUUCUGUCUGAUGAACGUAACAUUAUCAAUGAUAAUUGAAGAAGAACAAUGUUCAUGUUCAUGUUGUCUUGGAUUGGGAUGUCUACCUGAAGAGAAACCUGAUUUUUCGGUACCGAUGUGUACUGAUGAUGAUAGUACAUGUGUAAGGUUUUGUAGAAUGUUAUUUCCAGUUGAUUGUAAUCAUAUUGAUUCACAAGUAUUUGCUGCUUGUCUUUCGCUUGCAUCGAUUGAAUUCAAUCAACAAUGCAUCAUAGUCAUUCUUCUUGAUCUUGUUUUUAUUGUGUUCAUACACAUGUUUUAUAGGGAAAAAUACCAUUAA
Molecule: messenger RNA, 354 nt
Organism: Adineta ricciae
Lineage: Eukaryota; Metazoa; Rotifera; Eurotatoria; Adinetida; Adinetidae
Source: the annotation of a GenBank genome assembly